GGGGCGGAGGCGGCGGCGCUGCCGCCGCUGCCGGGGCUGCGGCUGGUGCAGCAGGGCGCCGAGGCGUGCGUGUACCGCGGCCGCUUCCUGGGCCGGGACGCGGUGGCCAAGCUGCGCCUGCCCAAGCGGUACCGCCACCCGGCGCUGGAGGAGCGGCUGAGCCGGCGGCGGACGGCGCAGGAGGCCCGCUCGCUGCUGCGCUGCCGGCGGGCAGGCAUUUCUGCACCAGUGGUCUACUUCGUGGAUUAUGUCACCAAUUGCAUAUAUCUUGAAGAUAUUGUAGACUCAGUUACAGUUCGAGAUCAUAUUGCUUCUGUACAGCAAUGUGGAAAUGAUGCCAGUAGCCUCCUUCCCCUAGCAGAGAAGUUAGGUGAGCUGUUGGCAAGAAUGCACGAUGAAGACCUUAUACACGGAGAUCUUACGACUUGUAAUAUACUUCUGCGACCACCCCUGGAGAAACUGGACUUGGUGUUGAUAGACUUUGGACUCAGUUUUGUUUCAGGUCUUCCUGAGGAUAAAGGAGUUGAUUUGUAUGUUCUGGAAAAGGCCUUUCUUAGUACUCAUCCUGAUACAGAAACUGUGUUUGAAACUCUGCUGAAGACCUAUGCAGCUACAUCUAAAAAAUCUGGUCCUGUUGUCAAAAAGCUCGAUGAAGUGCGACUAAGGGGAAGAAAGAGAUCCAUGGUUGGCUAAAAGAGAACAGGCUUAGUGAUGGAGAAAUAUUACUACUUAGGUUCUGCAAACAUGUUUAUUUGUACUUCCAAUUAGUUUUAUUUCAAAGAUCACUAUUUUGAUAAAGCUGUCUCUUAAAUAAACUUACUACAGUGUGGCA
Messenger RNA from Rhea pennata, 832 nucleotides. RefSeq names its product TP53 regulating kinase (gene TP53RK). NCBI's taxonomy places the organism in Eukaryota, Metazoa, Chordata, Aves, Rheiformes, Rheidae. The transcript is spliced from 2 exons. Gene Ontology annotation, molecular function: ATP binding; protein serine/threonine kinase activity. The record is from RefSeq and is a predicted model, not a curated record. Gene Ontology annotation, biological process: protein phosphorylation. Gene Ontology annotation, cellular component: EKC/KEOPS complex; cytosol; nucleus. The annotation marks the transcript as partial.